Messenger RNA from Venustampulla echinocandica, 639 nucleotides. RefSeq lists its product as uncharacterized. The record is from RefSeq and is a predicted model, not a curated record. The transcript has 3 exons. Bases 1 to 639 code for a protein of 212 amino acids. Gene Ontology annotation, cellular component: endoplasmic reticulum-Golgi intermediate compartment; extracellular exosome. Gene Ontology annotation, molecular function: calcium ion binding. Lineage: Eukaryota; Fungi; Ascomycota; Leotiomycetes; Helotiales; Pleuroascaceae.
AUGGCCGUCCGAAGAGCCAUAUUAGCUACAUGCGCAGCAUCAAUAGCGCUCGUGGGAUUCGCGUCAGCACAUGGAGGAGCGCAUCAAAAACCAUUGGAAGUUGACCCUGAAGCCGACUGGGCGACGAGGCACAUGGCUGAGGAGCAUCACAUCAGCAACUUCGACCCAGGCGCAUUCUUCUCGCUCCACGACUAUGACGACAACGGCUUCUGGGAUGUUCGCGAGAUCCUCAAGACAUAUGGCAUGGAAGACGAGACUGCGAAAGACGUUCCAGAGGAGAAGAAGACCGAGAUUGCCAAUGAAGUGUUAAGAUUGAUUGAUACCAACGGGAAUAAUGUCGUCGAGCGGGACGAGUGGAUGUACUUUACGAGUAAUGACGGCGGGAAAGAGAAGGGCACUUUGCCGGAUUUCGGUACAGGCCCUGGACACCAUUGGGAUAUUGAGAUGGAAUAUGAAAUUCAUCAUUGGGAGAAAUACCAUGAUGAGAAUACCAAGGAGGAAGACUUAAUUCAUCCGGAAGAUAUCGCACAUUUUAAGAAGCACGACGAGUUAGAAGAUGAAGCGGAAAGACAGGCGGAACUGGAUAAGAUGCCAAUUGUGGAGCAUAAUAUACCGCCGAAGUUCCUGAGAGCAACAUGA